AGCUUCUAGGAGGUGCCGACCCAGCCGACCUGCAGAGAUGGAGGCAGCCAGCACCUGGGCGCUGCUGCUGGCUCUGCUGCUGCUGCUGCUGCUGGCUCUGACGUUGCCCAGGACCCCAGCCCGAGGCCACCUCCCCCCGGGGCCCACGCCGCUGCCGUUGCUGGGGAACCUCCUGCAGCUGCGUCCUGGGGCGCUGUACUCGGGACUCUUGCGGCUAAGUAAGAAGUAUGGGCCUGUGUUCACGGUAUAUCUGGGCCCCUGGCGCCGCGUGGUGGUCCUGGUUGGACAUGAUGCUGUACGAGAAGCCUUGGGAGGUCAGGCUGAGGAAUUCAGCGGGCGUGGAACGUUGGCAACGCUGGACAAGACCUUUGAUGGUCACGGAGUUUUCUUUGCCAAUGGGGAGCGGUGGAAACAGCUGAGAAAAUUCACCUUACUUGCUCUACGGGACCUGGGCAUGGGCAAGCGAGAAGGCGAGGAGCUGAUCCAGGCAGAGGUGCAGAAUCUGGUGGAGGCGUUCCAGAAGACAGAAGGACAUCCAUUCAACCCUUCCAUGCUGCUGGCCCAGGCCACCUCUAAUGUCGUCUGUUCCCUCAUCUUUGGCAUCCGUUUGCCUUAUGAAGAUAAAGAGUUCCAGGCUGUGGUCCAGGCAGCAAGUGGUACCUUGUUGGGGAUCAGCUCUCCGUGGGGCCAGGCCUACGAGAUGUUCUCCUGGCUACUGCAGCCCCUGCCAGGUCCACACACACAGCUCCAGCAUCAUUUGAGAACCCUGGCUGCCUUCACUAUCCAGCAGGUACAGAAACACCAGGGACGCUUCCACACCUCAGGUCCUGCAUGUGACAUCGUUGACGCCUUCCUACUAAAGAUGGCACAGGAGAAACAAGACCCAGGUACAGAAUUCACUGAGAAGAACUUGCUGAUGACGGUCACAUACCUGCUGUUUGCUGGGACGAUGACCAUCGGUGCCACCAUCCGCUAUGCCCUCCUGCUCCUACUGAGAUACCCUCAAGUCCAACAGCGUGUUCGGGAGGAGCUGAUCCAGGAGCUGGGUCCAGGCAGGGCUCCGAGUCUCAGUGAUCGAGUUCGCCUGCCUUACACAGAUGCUGUUUUACAUGAAGCACAGCGGCUCUUGGCACUGGUACCCAUGGGAAUGCCCCACACCAUCACGAGGACCACUUGCUUCCGAGGAUAUACUCUGCCCAAGGGCACUGAGGUCUUUCCUCUGAUUGGCUCCGUACUGCAUGACCCUGCGGUUUUCCAGAACCCAGGAGAGUUCCAUCCAGACCGCUUCCUGGACGUCGAUGGUCGGUUGAGAAAACAUGAAGCCUUCCUGCCCUACUCCUUAGGUAAGCGAGUCUGCCUGGGAGAAGGCCUGGCUCGGGCGGAACUGUGGCUCUUCUUCACUGCCAUUGUGCAAGCCUUCUCCCUGGACACCCCCUGCCCACCGGGUGACCUGAGUCUGAAGCCAACCAUCAGUGGACUUUUCAACAUCCCCCCAGACUUCCAGCUGCAAGUCAGGCCCACUGGCGACCAGUCCAGAUGAAGGAAGGAAUUUGGAAGGUGGGAGCCAUCUGGGACGAAACAGCCUCAAGGGUGUGUGUGAAGCAGGUGUCUCAGAAGCUAGGACACACCACACACCACGUGGAGACCAGGGACCACACCCCUACUACACAACUGCACAGCAUCUGAUGCAUAUGCUUUUUUUUUUUUUUUUUUUUUUUUUUUUUUGAGAGGGCUAUCUGUAACAGGAUCUUGCCAUGGGGUGACACAAGCUGAUCUCAAACUUGUGAUCCUCCUGCCUCAGCAUCCUGUGCGCUGGAAUUACAGAUAUGUACCACCAUGAGGUGCAUAGGCUUUCAGCUUUCAUAAAUGUAAUAUAGGCCAUUUGGAAUUCCAAGCAUAUAGCUAGAUACCCCACUGUCCACCACACAACUCUGUAUGCUCACAACCCUCAUCCAGCUACUGCCUACACAGACAACCCAACCGCGUUCAGGACUCUUACUCUCCGUAUCUAACCACUGUUGCUGGGUCCCCGCCAUAGAAAACAGCAUGCCCCAGCUGGGGUCAUGUCACAGCCAGAAAGAUGUUCCUGUCUACUCCCAUGGAUGACCUCACCACCAUCCAGGCACAUGAGUGGCUCCAUCUAUGGCCACCAGCCAGUAAUCCACAUAGCCAAACCAUACAUGACAAUAUCUUGGCCCUUCCAAACUUCUGCCCACUGAGACACACCGUGACAGCAAACUGUUACUCCCCAGACACCUCCACACCCUUGCCUCUCAAACAUGUUCCUCCCAACUAAUUUUCCCAAAUAUACAUGUUUCCUGGCCUGGAAUUGUGCACGUAGACCUUGUACAAAUGAGGACCACCGACCCAAGGAAAAAACUUUCCCAGUCAUGUCUUAUAUAAUCAUGUUAUCAGGGGCCUGCUCUCAAAUACACUCUGAUCUCAGGCUGCCUAUAAGGCCUCCCUCAUCAGAGUGCUGGAAAUGUAUCCUUCCCCUGGAAGGACUAACUGGCCAAACAGAGAUGGUGCAGGGGAGUGCUCCUGGCUGUUUCCAGUCCUCCUUAUCAGGACAGAAGCCAUAGCUGACCUCUUUGUGACUUGAAGGUCCCCACUUUGAAAUAAAAGUUUGUUUCUGGCC
This is a messenger RNA of Arvicanthis niloticus (Nile rat), 2638 nucleotides long. Its product is annotated as cytochrome P450 2S1. Gene Ontology annotation, biological process: xenobiotic metabolic process; epoxygenase P450 pathway. The record is from RefSeq and is a predicted model, not a curated record. NCBI's taxonomy places the organism in Eukaryota, Metazoa, Chordata, Mammalia, Rodentia, Muridae. Gene Ontology annotation, cellular component: cytoplasm; intracellular membrane-bounded organelle. Gene Ontology annotation, molecular function: oxidoreductase activity, acting on paired donors, with incorporation or reduction of molecular oxygen, reduced flavin or flavoprotein as one donor, and incorporation of one atom of oxygen; iron ion binding; arachidonate epoxygenase activity.